UGUGGCAGGUCAGCGUAUUUCCAUCUCCGCCUUUGAUUCUGACUCAGACGUUGGGCUUUGUUUUGCUCCAAGCUGCAGGCUUGAGCUGCUCGCUCCUGCAUGACUCCAGAUAAAGCAAAUCCUUCCUCUCAAAACGACUUGUCUAUUAUUAAAAGCUUUUAAAUGGAGCAGCAUGCUGGCUGCCUACCAAGCCCAAUGCCGUGUUGCCAGGGAAACACAUCCCCACGGUCUGGGCUCGCUCUCUCUUUGUGUCUAAUUCUAUUCCUCCCCAGAGGCUCAUAUUUCAGAGAGUCAGCAACGGCGCUCGCUUGCUCACACUGCUGCCUUUCAACUAAAAGCUUUUUGUGCUGCCAUUGGAGCAGAAUGGAGGGCAGGAGGGAGUGGUUAGAGGAGAGGGGAGGGAGAAGAAAGGGUCUCUCUCUCUCUCCGUUGCCGAGGCAACUUGAUGUCACGAUGACAUCACGCAGCAUUAAAAGCUUUUAACCGGAUUCCUCUCCUGCCUUAGGUCCCAUUUUGAGUUCUCUUUCAGCGUGGCUAAGGGGGGGGGAAGGGCACGGGCAGGCAGGAAGGCAGGCAGGCAGGGAUCUGGUCAGGACUUUGCUCGCAUGUCUCCCUCCCUCAGAGCGCCACAACGGCUCUUAGCGCUGUAAAAAGGCUUUUAAAGCAACCUCUACAGAUCCUGCAAACACAGCACGGGCCAGAGGGAGGCAGAGCCUCAAAAGCAUGGCAGCAGAUGAUGGUUUCAGCUACCUGAUACCAGGUCAUAGUGAGAAACACAGACGGGCCCCAAACUGGACCGACGCCGAAAUGAAAGCGCUCAUGUAUGUUUGGGAGGAAUACCACAACGAUCUCAAACUGAGCAAGAGGAACGCCAAGGUGUACGAGAAGAUGUCCCAGAGGUUCUUCCAGCUGACCGGAGAGCAGAGGUUCAAGGAAGAGAUCAAAAUGAAAAUCACCAACAUGUCUUUCCAGUACAGGCGACUCAAAGCCACAGCCGGCGAAUCUGGCGAGACGCCGGACUGGCCCUUCUACAAGCCCAUCGAGAAGAUUCUCUCCAAGCCUCCAACCAUGGAGACCUCUCUGGAAUUUCAGGUCUCCACCGCAGGUCCUUCCACUUCCUGUCAGUCCACAGACAAUCUGUUCUCCCAGCCAGAAGAAGGCGCGGUUGGUUUCCUGCCAGAGUACACGGGCUCCUCAGAUGAAAUGGAGAUAAAGCAAGAGAUGGACUCCUUAAACUCUGACAGUGAGCACACGCAGGGCUCCAGCUCCCAUCCCAUGUCAUCCAGGAGGCAUGCAACCAAGCGGCUGUCCCUAAAGAAAAAGAAGGUGCAGGUCAUGCAGGCCAUGUUGCAGCAGCAGAGGAGGUCCUGCCGGGCCAUAGAGGAGACGUGCAGGGAGGUCCGUCGUGCCAUCCACCAACAGAACCUCCUCCAGGUCCAGUGUCUGCAGCUGCAGGAGCGCAUGAUGAACCUCCUCGAGAAGAUGAUUCAGCCUUUGCCUGCCAGCUCUCCUGCAUGUGGUCAUAAUGGAGCGAAAGAUUCUGGAAAACCUUGAGGUGUUAGGAUUUAUAGAAUGAGAUGUAAGGAAUUAGUUCAAUAAUGGAAGAGCUUUUUUUUUUAAUUACUUUUUUGCAAUAGUUAAGAUUCAAUCCAUUUAGUAUAGAUAUGCAUUGAAAUAGGCUUUUUACAGUUUUAGAGGAUGCUAGUAGAUUACUAGAGAAUCGUUAGUUCAAUCUCUGUAAAUAAGCGUGUUGAUAUUCCAACUUCUAAAAGUCAGAUACUGUAGACAGAGCAGCAGAUCUUGUCUAAGCGUUCUUCAUCGUGCAUGGAUAAUCACGUUAGGGAGGCAAAGUGCCAAAACAACCAAUUUUCUACAUAAUAAACUAGGAAUUUAGGCAGCAAUUCCGCUGUCACUGAACUCAAUGGUAAGAAUGAGUCAAAAGAGAGCCCGAAGCUUGUGAUCACCAGAGAAAAUGCUAUUUUCAAGUUUUUUUUUCCUUGUACAGCCUUAUUUAUAUCUAUUAAAAAUUGUUAUACAAAAACU
Molecule: messenger RNA, 2043 nt
Organism: Oryzias latipes (Japanese medaka)
Lineage: Eukaryota; Metazoa; Chordata; Actinopteri; Beloniformes; Adrianichthyidae
Gene: msantd1
Product: Myb/SANT-like DNA-binding domain containing 1
Biological process (GO): positive regulation of DNA-templated transcription
Cellular component (GO): nuclear body
Source: RefSeq, a predicted model, not a curated record